AUGGAGAAUGUUGACGAUUCGAUCAGGGUCAGCCAAGUACCACCACUUGGGCAAACUGGUAGUUUUCUACUUAUGGAACGUCUAAGCCUUUUAUCAAACUCACAAUUUUCCAUAGAACAACAACAAACAGAAGAAACGAACAACAUAUUCCUUGAAAGUUCAAAUUCCAGUUUAGACAUUUCCACAAAAACAUUCCAACAAAUGAACAGUUGUGAGCGAAAGCUAUCAGAGGAAAUUGAUCAAUUGCUUGAAGACGACAAUGAUGAACUUUUAUUGUUAUUACCCGUCUUGGAUAAAUAUGAAAGCAAGUCAGCUGAUUGCAAUAGAGAUCAAUAUAGUCAAACUGAAAAAGGUCGCGCUGUUAUUGACACGAAAGAAGCUGAACUGUCAGAGGAAACUGUUGAAUCUACACCCAUCUACAAUCCUAAUGAUUCUGAUAGUCAGGACACCAUUCCUUAUUCUCCAACUGAAAGCAUUCACGGCUGUGAUAUAAUACCACAAUAUGUCGACUUACAACCAAUUUCUGAGAAUAGCACAUCAGAGACCGAACAUAGUCUGGAUGAACUUGUCCCGCAUUCUCCCUCGGAAACAAGUAAUUUAUUUGGAGACUUCUAUCAUGACCAUGUUUCAUAUCCGGCCUAUUCUAGCCCUGUUCAUCCUCUAUCGACAGGAACGCAUGGUUGUGAGAUGAGAGACUCUCAAGAGAUUAGUGACGAUGAAUGCUUCGAUAUCUUGAACAGUCCAUUACGUGACCAAGCCAAUGUACAGAAUCUAGUAAAAGCAACUAGUCCCAAAGAUAACAACGAUAAUCUAUCCACUCUCUCUGGUGACAGUUUCGUAGCUCAUCUUUUUGACGACGAAGAAGAUGACGACGGCUUUGAGAAUAAUGCAGAGGAAAACACAAUUGAAUCGCUUGCUGUGGUGACUGACCAUAGUCACGAUAAGGUUGAUCACAGUAUAUCCAAAAAGUACAAGACCACGACAACCUUGCGUGAUUACUUCAUCCCGCCUCGAGAAAACCUGAUUGGAAAGGAAUCAGCCAUACUUCCUUUUGCUACCUUUGGUGAUGAAAAAAAAUCAAACAAGACGACUGAAAGUAGUGAAGAGACGAAACGAUGGCCACGCAUGGGUUUACCAAAACGGUCCAUUCGAUAG
Molecule: messenger RNA, 1155 nt
Organism: Rhizopus microsporus ATCC 52813
Lineage: Eukaryota; Fungi; Mucoromycota; Mucoromycetes; Mucorales; Rhizopodaceae
Exons: 3
Coding region: 1-1155 (384 amino acids)
Source: RefSeq, a predicted model, not a curated record